UUUUUAAAUCACACACCCACCUAAAUGGUAAUAAUAAAAGCUCGCUAUCGUUACUUGCGCAAAGAACAAACUUUACAUCUCCAUCACCAUUUUUAGCUUCAAAUUCUCAACCAAACCAAGUCUUAAAGGAUAAUCAAAAUCAAACCCAACAAAUCCCAGAAUCCAUAGACAUGGAGGAAACAAUAAUCCCUGUUACAGAGCAAAAGCAAUACCCACAAACACCCAAACACAUUUUCAUCCUUUCAGGCCAAAGCAACAUGGCAGGCCGAGGCGGCGUUCACCACCACCACUGGGAUGGCGUCGUCCCACUUGAUUCUCAACCACACGCUUCCAUCAUCCGCCUUAGCGCCAAACUCCACUGGGAACCUGCCCGGGAGCCGCUACACCACGACAUCGACGUCCGUAAGGCCUGUGGAGUGGGGCCCGGGAUGUCAUUCGCCAAUGCGGUGAAGGACCAUCUCGGCGGCGGCGGAGAGUGUUUGGGUCUAGUCCCUUGCGCCGUGGGUGGCACUGCAAUCAAGGAAUGGGAACGUGGGCAGCACCUGUAUGAUAACAUGCUUAAGAGAAGUAAAGAGAGCGUGGAGAAGACUAAAGGGGAAAUCAAGGCUUUGCUUUGGUACCAAGGGGAGAGUGAUACGCCGUCGUAUCAUACUGCUGAAGCUUAUAAGGAAAACAUGGAGAGGUUGAUUCAUAAUGUGCGUGAGGAUCUUGGGUUGCCUUCACUUCCUAUCAUUCAGGUUGCAAUUGCAUCAGGGGAUGAGAGAUACAUGGAGAAAGUGAGGGAAGCACAACUCGGGAUCGAUCUUCCGAACGUAAUAUGUGUGGAUGCCAAAGGGUUGGCUCUGAAAGAGGACAAUCUUCAUUUAACAACCGAGGCUCAGGUUAAGUUGGGGCACAUGUUAGCUGAUGCUUUUCUCACCCAUUUCAAUGCCCCACCAUCACAAUCUUCCCCUUGCUCAGCCCCAAAAACAGGGUAAUAUCAAUCUCAAAGUAACUAAAUCCCAAGGCUUCAUUAAGUCAUAGUCAUAGUUGUCUUCGUUGUCGUUGUCGUUGUUGUUCUAUUUGCUUCUUUGAUUUGAUGUUGACCUUGUAGCUUCAAAUUUGUCCACAUUUAUUAUGUUUGCCAUAUUCAUUUCCUUGUUUUGGCUAUGGUGCUUUGCUUGAAUCUGAAACCCAGGUAAAUCCGGAAGUACUCAAAUCCCAAGGCGUCAUUAUAUCCAUUGUUUGUUUGUGUUUGCUUCUUUGGUUUGAUGUUGACCUUUUAGCUUCGAAUUUGUCCACUGGACUUUAUUGUGUUUUCCAUUUACCUUCCCUUGUCCUGGCUAUGGUCCUUCGCUUGAAUCCUAAAACCAGGUAAAUCUUAAAGUACCCAAAUCCCAAGGCUUCAUUAUGUUGUUGCAGUCGUCGUUGUUGUUGUUCCUUUUGGUUCUUUGAUUUAAUAUUGAGCUUUUAGCUUCAAUUUGGUUCAUUGGACUUGAUUAUGUUUGCCAUAUUCAUUCCCAUCUUUUGGCUUUGGUGCUUUCUUGAACCCGAAAACAAGGUAAUCUCUGAAAACUACCUAAAUCUCAAGGCUUCAUUAUGUUGUCAUUGCCAUCGUUGUUGUUGCUAUUCCAUUUGCUUCCUCAAGUCGAUGUUGACAUUUUAGCUUCGAUUUGGUCCACUGGAUUUUAUUAUGUUUGCUAUAUUUGGUGCUUGCUUGAAUCCAAAAUCAGGGUAAUCUCUGAAAGUACCUAAAUCCCGAGGCCUCAUUUGUUGUCAUUGUUGUUGCUAUUUGCUUCCAUGAGUCGAUGUUGACGGUUUUGCUUCAAUUUGGUCUGGUGACCGGAUUAAAUUUUUUGCCAUAUGAUGUUUGAAGCUGAGGUAUAAUGGUCACCCAAUUAUGAAUUUGGCAAAGCAUUAGGGUAGUAGUCAAAUAAAAUAAAUGUAGUAAAAUUGUGUGCUAUUAGUUUGUUUUUGGAGUUCGCAAUUGGUCUAUAUGUAUCAUAUUUUAUUUCA
Molecule: messenger RNA, 1995 nt
Organism: Gossypium arboreum
Lineage: Eukaryota; Viridiplantae; Streptophyta; Magnoliopsida; Malvales; Malvaceae
Product: probable carbohydrate esterase At4g34215
Exons: 2
Coding region: 171-977 (268 amino acids)
Source: RefSeq, a predicted model, not a curated record